Seriola aureovittata is the source of this 8409-nucleotide messenger RNA. RefSeq names its product cache domain containing 1 (gene cachd1). Gene Ontology annotation, cellular component: voltage-gated calcium channel complex. NCBI's taxonomy places the organism in Eukaryota, Metazoa, Chordata, Actinopteri, Carangiformes, Carangidae. Bases 939 to 4868 code for a protein of 1309 amino acids. The record is from RefSeq and is a predicted model, not a curated record. Gene Ontology annotation, molecular function: voltage-gated calcium channel activity. The transcript has 27 exons.
CUGCAGCCUAAACAAAAGGAAAUGUGUAAGAGGCUGUAAGUAACGCCACAUCUAGGGCUCAUAAACGGCACUGCCGUGAAUAGAAUAUUUUGAGGACUCAUUCAUCACAAAAUGGACCCCAUGACAAAAGAGUGAGUAAUGCAUGCAGUUGAUAUGUUAAUGAAUCCACCCCCCAUUACAAGUUGGAGUGGAGUUAACAGUUAAAAGGGUUUGAUGUUGCAAAAAAAAAAAGGCUGAACAAAAUGUUAAAGAAUGAAAUGCUGAGGGGUCAGUCACUGAUAUGGUCUCAUGUCCUUAAGGGUUUUUUUUUUAAUCAGCCAAGGGGUUGUGGACGUUUUUAAAAACCUUGCAACGGAUGAUUCAUCUGUAACUUAAUCAUAAAGAUAAAAAAAAAUCCCUGGCUGUUUAUGGAGGCUACUUUGUGGGUUACGCCUCAAAUGCAGGUUUUUAUUACGAUGGCUCCUUUCCCAGCAGUAGCCCGGUUGAAGGCAUAAUGAAACCCUGAUCCAUUGAUCCAGAGAUCCAGGCUCCGGUAGGACUCUUGUGUUUUCCACGCCUCCCACUUUCACCCCCACUGUGGUGAUUCUCCGGCUCACACAUACACACACACGCACACACACACACACUUUGCCAGACUUCCAGGAGUUGGAGCGACUGAUCGAAGACGGAACACCGACAGCGUUUUAAAAAAAAAGAAAAGAAAAGAAAAGCCAUAUCCUCUUUCACGCAUGGAUAUGUUUUCUUCUCUUGCGGGAUUUCAAGGAGGUGCGAUGGUUUGCGCGGCCAGAAAUGUUUUUGGAGACUCGCACAGGAGAGAAAGAGCACACGUCCUCAACGCUGCAAAGUUGUAAAAGUAGUUUCCCUUGAAGUUUUUUUUUUCUCCCUCCGCCACCAGUUCAGACUCCCGUGUUUCUCCAGCCUGCAGAACCACAGCCAUCAUGGCGAGGCGGACAGGGGGGAGAUCCGUGGUUUUGACGCCGAAUACGCGCGCUGCUUUCCGGGAUAAACACCUUCGGUUUAACACGGGCUUGUUGGCUUUUUCGUGGAGCUUCGUUUUAAUCUGCUCAGCUCUUUCUUGUGGAUAUUGCGGAGCUGAGUCGGAGUUUUCCAUCCUGGAAGAAGCGCAAGUUUUGGCCGAUCAAAUGAAAAAGCUGUCCUCUCAGGAGCUGGGAGUCUUUACUAUGCAGAGGAUUUUCAACUCGUUUGUGUACACCGAGAAGACAUCAAACGGAGAGACAGAAGUGCAGCAGUUGGCCAAGAAGAUUCGGGAGAAGUUUAACCGCUACCUGGAUGUGGUGAACAGGAACAAACAGGUGGUGGAAGCCUCAUACACUGCCCACCUCACCUCUCCACUCACUGCCAUACAGGACUGUUGCUCCAUACCAGCAUCUAUGAUGGAGUUUGAUGGAAACUUCAAUACCAACGUCUCCAAGACCAUCUGCUGUGAUAGACUUUCCCCCACCGUUAACAGCCGAGCUUUCAACCCUGGACGAGACCUCAACUCAGUGUUGGCAGACAACCUCAAGUCCAACCCGGGGAUAAAGUGGCAGUACUUCAGCUCAGAGGAGGGCAUCUUCACCGUCUUCCCCGCCCACAAGUUCCACUGUAAAGGAAGCUACGAACAUCGCAGCAGGCCUGUGUACGUGGCUGCAGUUCGCCCCCAGUCUAAACACAUCGUGGUGAUGGUCGACCAUGGAGCGUCUGUUACGGACACCCAGCUUCAGAUUGCCCGAGACUCUGCACUCGUCAUCCUUAACGCCAUAGAUGAACACGACAAGAUCUCCAUUCUCUCAGUGGCGGAGACGGUGCGUUCCUGCUCUCUGGACCAGUGCUACAAGAGUCUGCUGUCUCCAGCCACCAGUGAGACCAAAAGGAAGAUGAGCACCUUCAUCUCCAACAUCAAGGCUUCCGAUGGCGCCACACAGCACGCGGCGGGCUUCCAGAAGGCGUUCCAGCUACUCCGAAACACCACCAGCCUCAGCAAGCAGGGCACCACGACAGACAUGGUGAUCAUCUACCUGUCGUCCGGUAUCACGUCUCGAGAGUCGUCGGAGCAGGAGAAGAGAGCGACGCUCAGCGUGGUCAGAGAGGAGAACCGACACCUUAACAACUCAGUCAUGAUCCUCACCUACGCCCUCAUGAACGAGGGAGUAACGGGCCUGAAGGAGUUGGCCUUCCUCAGGGACCUCGCAGAGCAGAAUUCGGUGAAGUACGGCGUCGACAGAACGGCAGACAGAUCCUCUUUGGUGUCGUCAUCUGGAUCAGUGGGAGCCUCGGUGAUGCCGGUGGUGAAGGGAAGCAUGAUGGUGCUGAACCAGCUGAGCAACCUGGAGACAACAGUGGGCCGCUUCUACAUCAACCUGCCCAACCGCAUGAUCGACCUGGCCCGCUUUAGCCUGCCCUACGCUGACCCCAUGGGAGACGGAUUUAUUAUGACUGUGAGCCGGCCGUGUUACUUUGGUAACCUGCUGCUGGGCGUGGUCGGGGUGGAUGUGAACCUGGCCUACAUCUUAGAGGAUGUCACCUACUACCAAGACUCACUGGCUUCAUACACCUUCCUCAUUGACAACAAAGGUUACACCCUGAUGCACCCAUCGCUGACACGGCCUUACCUGAUGACAGAGCCUCCCCUGCACACUGACAUUAUCCACUACGAGAACAUCCCAGGAUUCCCUGCUGUCCGACAGAACAUCCUCAGCCUCCCCCUGGGCAGUCAGGUCAUCGCUGUUCCAGUCAACUCCUCUCUGUCCUGGCACACCAACCGGCUCAGGGACAACAGCAAAGAGGCAUACAAUGUCAGCUACGCCUGGAAACUGGUUCAGGACACGUCGUUCAUCCUGUGCAUUGUGUACGUGCAGCCUGAGAUCCCAGUAAAGCAGCUGAAGAACCUGAACACAGCUCCCAGUUCAAAGCUGCUCUACCACCGUUUAGACCUGCUGGGUCAACCCAGUUCCUGUCUGCACUUCAAACAGCUUGCCACUGUUGAGUCCCCCACAGUGAUGUUGGCAGCUGGUAGCUUCUCCUCUCCCUAUGAGCACCUCAGUCAGCCAGAAACAAAGCGUAUGGUGGAGCACUACACCGCCUACCUGAGUGAUAACACCCGGCUCAUAGCCAACCCAGGCCUCAAGUCUUCUGUCAGGAACGAGGUUAUGGCGACCAGUCACGUCACGGAUGAGUGGAUGACACUAAUGGAAAUGAGUAGCCUCAACUGCUACAUUGUGCGCCGUUACAUAGCAACCCCCAGUGGGGUGCUCCGGAUUUACCCAGGAUCGCUGAUGGACAAAGCCUUCGACCCGACCCGCAGACAAUGGUACCAGCAUGCUGUGGCUAACCCUGGCCUCAUCACCUUCACGGGGCCAUACCUGGAUGUGGGUGGGGCGGGAUACGUUGUCACAAUCAGCCACACCAUCCACGCCUCCAGCUCUCAGAUGGCUCCUGGUUAUGCAGUCGCAGUGAUGGGCAUCGACUUCACCCUUCGCUACUUCUAUAAAGUCUUGCUCGACCUGCUGCCCAUCUGCAACCAGGACAAAGGCAACAAGAUCAGGUGCUUCAUAAUGGAGGACAGAGGCUACUUGGUAGCACAUCCCACUCUCAUUGACCCCAAAGGUCAUGCCCCUGCAGAGCAACAGCACAUCACACACAAGGAGCCUCUGGUGGCUAACGACAUCCUUAACCAUCCCAAUUUUGUCAAGAAGAACCUGUGCAACAGCUUCAGCGACCGCACCGUGCAGCGCUUCUACAAGUUCAACACCAGCAUCGUGGGGGACCUCACCAAUCUGGUCCAUGGCAGCCACUGUUCAAAAUACCGUCUGACCAGAAUCCCUGGUACCAACGCCUUCGCCGGUAUCGUCAACGAGACGUGUGACUCUCUGGCGUUCUGCGCCUGCAGCACCGUGGACCGGCUCUGCCUCAACUGCCACAGGAUGGAGCAGAAUGAGUGUGAGUGUCCAUGUGAGUGCCCUCUAGAGGUCAACGAGUGCACAGGCAACCUCACCAACGCUGAAAACAGGAACCCCAGCUGUGAGGUGCAUCAGGAGCCAGUCAGUCUGAAUGUGAUUGAUCCCAGUCUGCAUGAUACCCUGCCCCAGUGCAUCAACACGCGCUGUAGCCAGAGAUACACCAGCAGUGACUGUUUCGGCGUGUUGGACUGUGAGUGGUGCAUGGUGGACAGCGAUGGUAAGACUCAUCUGGACAAGCCAUACUGUGCCCUGCAGAAGGAGUGUUUCGGAGGCAUCGUCGGCGCCAAGAGUCCCUAUGCGGACGGUCUGGGGCUCUUAGCAGAUGAGGAGGUGGCGUCUCUGAACAUGAUCAAGAGUGCCCCUGUGGGUCCAGUUGCUGGGGGCAUUAUGGGAUGUAUCAUGGUGUUGGUGCUGGCUGUGUAUGCUUACAGACACCAGAUUCACAGGCGCUCGCACCAGCACAUGUCACCACUGGCGGCGCAGGAAAUGUCAGUGAGAAUGUCUAACCUGGAUAAUGAGAGAGAUGAGAGAGAUGAAGACAGCCACGAAGACCGAGGAAUCAUCAGUAACACUAGAUUUAUAGCUGCGGUGAUUGAGAGACACACACACACUCCUGAACGGAGACGGCGGUACUGGGGUCGAUCCGGGACAGAGAGCGACCAUGGUUACAGCACCAUGAGUCCGCAGGAGGACAGCGAGAAUCCACCGGGAAACAACGAUCCGCUCUCAGCAGGCGUCGACGUUGGUAACCACGAUGACGACCUCGACCUGGAUACACCUCCCCAAACGGCUGCGUUGCUCAGCCACAAGUUUCAUCCCUACCGGCACACGCAUACACACCACCACCCGCUGCACACGCACCACCUGCAAGCUGCAGUCACCGUGCACAGUGUGGACGCUGAGUGCUGAUCCUCAGCAUGGCAUUGCACCUCCUGCCAAGGAUGGAACUUUUUUUUUUAUUAAAGACUAUUUUUAAAAAAAACAUUUGUGCUUGAUUACACAGUGGGUACUGUCAGGAUGGACAGAGGGAGUGAGACGCCACAUCUGGACUCAAACCCCAUGGUGCCACUGCGCUUCUGGGACCCCCGCCCCGAGUGGAUCUUUUCUUAAUAUGGGCCUCAUGGUCUCAUUGUGCCAACAUCUCCAUCUCAGCUCUUUCUUCACUGAUCCCAAUCUAAAACCUCUGAAGUGUACACAGUUUUUACAAACACCGAAAAUGAGGAGACCUGGGCCAGUGGAAAUAACCAAAUGGGAAAUUUUGUUUGUUUUCUGAAGACAUUUGGCAUUCAGGACGCUGUAUGUGCAUACAACAUUUUUUGGGAGCAAACACAGCACUGUUUGAGUUCAUUCACUGGCCUUCAGUGAGGAGAGGACACAACUGGAACCUAAAAGCCUAGAGGGAGGACAAACUUGUUCACUUUCACAUGGAAGGCCAGUGCAAACACUGUGUUGGAUCAGUGGAUAAUCAGAUUAAAUCUAGAGCCUGAUGUGGACGCUUGUUGCCUCAGGGCUUCAUCCCAGUCCCCAUACAGGUUGUCCACUAAGCCCACUUGUGAUGAGGGGAACAGAACACUCCUUUCAUUUGUGAAAACUGCUGGACGUCUCUGAAGAGAAAAAGAUAUCAACUUUCCAACACUUAUGUGGAUCUAAUAUGGGAUUAUACUAUGAACUCUAUUACAGCUUUACUCUCCUUGGUUCUGCAGAUGGACACUCCCAACUUUUUGCCUUUAUCCAAAGGAGUAAGCUGCUGGUCUCACAAAAUGGCUUGGGAAGAUAUUUGGACAUUUCCAUGAAUAUCUGUGAACUUCAAAGUAGGAAAAUUCUUCAGUGAAUCACAUAAAAACAGGAAGAAACACUUAAAAAAAGGAAAAUAUUAUUUUUCUACUAUUUAUUAAAGAGGUAGAUUUUCAAGACAGAUGAGCAAACAGCUGUCGCCAACACAAACAAGACAGCAGUCAGGAUAGUCACACGUACCAACCCCCUUCCCAUAACCAGCGCAUCAUAUUUAGGGCUCAUUAUUUUCAGUUUUUAAUUCCCUAAAAAAACAGUGAAUGGUUGUUUAUUUCGAUUUUUUUUUUUAAUAUUGGUAAAACAACAGACCAUGUGAACACUUGACAUUUUAAUUAUUUUUUUUUAAAUAUUUUUCUCAAUGUUGUGUCACUUUGGUGCAGAAUCAGCAGCUCAUCUGCAUUUUUCUUCCAUUUGUCUGUCCACAUAUUACCAGAAGCAUCCUCUCUCCACUAGAGGAUCCUGUUUACCAUAUAGUGUAGUGACAAGUGUCCCCUUAAAGUAAGAAACAUUUUGUAGAUGAGCAUGGACCUAAAAUCCGAGUCAAAAUCAGUUCUGCUCCUUUCAAAAAAAUCCAGCUAUAUUUCAUAUAUUGACAUUGAUUUAAAAAAAAAAAAAAAAAAAUGAAAACAAUGAGCCUUAACCACAUCCUGUGUCAGAGCAUUUAGGAGGAAGUGGUGUUUGAGAUGUAGCACAUUUUACUGUGUGUUUUCACAGUUUUGAAUCACAGAGGUGCUUUUGUCUUCUGGUGAGGUAAGAUGUGCUGUGCCGAACAAGUUGCAAACGUCCUCAUUCUGGACAUGUCCUCUGUAUCAGGAGGCAGAACUUGUAUGCUUGCUGGCCUUUUAAAGCCUCCUGAGGAUGGAGGAGGGAGGAGCGACACUAACACCGGCAAAACAUUCCUGGCUUUAGUCACUGCUGGGGAUUUGGUGUGUGAGGAUAAUUGGGGACCAUCACAGAGGUCCUACGAGAUUUUCAGAGAUUGAGUGCUGUCCUCUCUAACUGCCCCAGUAGAAAAACCAGAACAGAACAGAAUGUUGUUGUUUUUUUUCACCUUAUUUUACCACAAAUUUUUGCCUCUGAGGCCAAGCUGAUAUUAUACGUGUGUUGAGGUUAUGUACUGGAUUUUGUGCAAAUCAAUUUAAAUUUCCAUUCAUGCCCGAGAUGGAAUCUCCUUCUUGUCAAAGAGAGUGAAAGAGGGAGAGAUGCUGCUGUUGAUGUACAGAGGUUACACCCAUCUGUCAGCUCCUCUGUGGUUAACCACUCAAAAUGUCUUUUCUACACAUCUCUAGUUUAACUUUUGUUUUUUUGUGUACAAGUGUAUGUGUGUGUGUGUGUGUGUGUCUGUCUGUGUGAGUGAGAGAGAGAGAGAGAGAGAGAGAGAGAGAGAGGGAGGAAAGAAUGAGUAUCCGCCUGGAAUAUUUUCAUGCAUUAUUGUAUUUUUUUCAAGAUAGUAUUAGAGAAUUAUAGGUGAAAAUUAUUAUGAUUGAGAAAUCCACUUAUUUUUAUUCUGAUGAAGAGUCACUUGACCCGAUCUGUGCUUCAUGGGUUUGAUUGUUCAACAGGUCAAAUCAUGUCUGUGUGGCAUCUGUUCAUUUCUGGGUGCCAAAAUGUCUAUUGUUCUUCAGAGAUUCAAUAUGAAGUGUAAAUACAGAAAUCACAAAUAGCUAUUAAUGUCCUGUACACUCCAUUUUUUAUGUUGGUAAGAUAACGUAUGCUUCAAAUGAUGCUCAGAUAUUUGGGUUGAUAUUUUGAAUUGUCUGUUCAUGGUGUCUCACUAUAUUUUUGAUGCCUUGGAUGUUUUUUUUUUUUUUUUAGAUUUAUUUCUCUUUAGGUCCAUAUUGGAUGGAAGUCAGUACUUGGAAAAAUUAAUACACACUUUUAUGUUUGAGAGACUUCUAGUUUUUAAAGUUUUAUUGUGUGUCUUCAAAAUGUUAAAGAAAACCUUAUCUCUCCAUGAACUGAUUUAGAAUUGCAAAAUAACGGUACAACAUCUUUUCACUGAGGUAAUGGCCAAAACAAGAACCUAGUAGUGGAUUCAGGGUUUACAGGAGACUGCUGUAAGCCGUGCGAUGGCUUUGUUGCUACUAAAGACUGUCAGCCAUUUUCAUUUACAAUCAUUUUAGUGUGCUUAACACUUCAGUAGAAUAUUUACAUUUGCACACUCAAUGUGAACUCAUUAAACUUCCACCUGAAAAUUGCUAAAUAAUUUAAAACAGAGUAGUCUUAUUUGUAGUGGAUUAAUUAUUUAAUUUGAAUUACAGAAAGGUUCAUCACCAAAGUUGAAAUUGAUAAUUUUCCUGUUUUCACCACUUUAUAUGGUACAUAAUUUCGGUUCAGUUGACGCAGUCUUGUAGCAUUUCCCAGCUAUCUGUAGAUCAAAUGCAGUCUUGCGUGUAUCAUCCCAUAUGUGUGUAUGUUGGGCAAAUUGUUUUCUCCGAAGUGGUUUGAUGUUAAAAGCAUAUUUUCUGGAGAGCUUUUAAACAGUAUUUACCAGCCGUUGUAAACAAGUAUAUGUGUGUGUCUAUACAGAACACUCUGAAUUUCAUUAAUUAAUGUACUGAAGGAACAUGUGUACAUCACCCCCCUCAUGUAUCAUAUAAAGUUAUCAAAUUGAGAUUUAUUGCAAUGUGAAUGUGAUAAAGUCCAUUUUACACUUAAA